AUGUCUUGGGCGGCAAAGAGAAAGACCACGCGGACUGAAGAUAUAGCCUAUUGCCUCCUUGGAAUCUUCGGCGUCAAUCUCCCUCUGCUGUACGGCGAGGCUGAAAAGGCUUUCCAGCGACUUCAAGAGGAAAUCAUUCGUUCGAAAGCCGAUCUCAGGGUUGACAAAUGGACGCUUACCGGUGUUCUCGCACAUUCGCCAAAAGACUUUGUCAAUGGUCACAUCGUGCAACGUGUGUAUGGGAGGGACGUUCGCGAGUUCUCCUUCACCAACGUCGGCAUUAAAACGCGUUUGCGCAACCUUUGGGCUCAAGACUACGGCUGUGUUAUGCAGUUGAACUGCUUUUCGAUCGAAUCGGGAAAGCACUUGGCGCUAAGACUGCGCAAAGUUGGUCCAGAAAUGUACCUGAGAGAGGGGCCGUACGAUCUUCUAGAGUAUGCUACUGGUGCAUUUCACGAGCGACGAUCUGUUGAACGAUACCUCCUUACUGCCAUACCGGCAAUACCAAGAUAUUCGGAUCGAUUGGAUCCAUCUGUAAGGUUCCAUCCCGCAGAGAGGCUGUUAGGUUUCAUGCGAGAAUUUCCCGUGCGCGUCAAGCUACCACCGGAAGUUCAUCUAGCCAGGAUGUGGCCAGCUGACCGAUGGGAUGAAGAAGACCGGCUGUUCUUUGUCUCUGGCGAUCCGCGUUGGGAUUCGUUCCAGUUGAACCUGCGCUACGAACUCAAUUACGAUGCCAAGUCCUCCGACGGGACUGUCACUGAGGCUACCACAACCUUUAUCUUUACUCUGUAUGCGUUAGGAUGGUCUCAUAUACAGGUGGAUGCCGUAGAUCGUGCUUCAUUCGGCCUCGUAGACCGUCUAGAAUAUGGACCAACUGUGGACAAAAUUCACCGAUGGAUUGUGGACGAGGAACCGACAACAGCUUCAAUAUCCAUGUGGUUCGCGAAGGAAAACAUGCCGAGACACCAAUUUCUACGCUACGAUAUACCUCAGUCCCCUAGUAGCCUGGUAAUAAAGAUUGAAAGCACGCUGGAUAACACUGUCACCUUGACAGCAGAGGAGAUACCUACUAUCAAUGCGCCAGAGUGCGUCACACAACACUGGCCUGAGUUCAGGGACUACUAG
Alternaria arbusti is the source of this 1125-nucleotide messenger RNA. RefSeq lists its product as uncharacterized. The coding region runs from base 1 to 1125 and encodes 374 amino acids. The transcript is spliced from 2 exons. The record is from RefSeq and is a predicted model, not a curated record. NCBI's taxonomy places the organism in Eukaryota, Fungi, Ascomycota, Dothideomycetes, Pleosporales, Pleosporaceae.